Lactuca sativa (garden lettuce) is the source of this 3158-nucleotide messenger RNA. RefSeq names its product Leucine-rich repeat protein kinase family protein. Gene Ontology annotation, biological process: protein phosphorylation. The record is from RefSeq and is a predicted model, not a curated record. Lineage: Eukaryota; Viridiplantae; Streptophyta; Magnoliopsida; Asterales; Asteraceae. Gene Ontology annotation, molecular function: protein kinase activity; ATP binding; protein binding.
GUUGGUUUUGGUUCUCUCGGACAAAGAAAUAAACAAACGCAGCUGUCUUUUCCCAUAUAUGGUCUCUUCACAGCUUCGGCUUCACCCACCAUAACUUCAAGGCUUCCCCAGUCAACAACAAUGGCACAUGAAGUUGCCAACCACCGUCUCCUCCUCUGUCUCCUCUCCUGUCUCCUCCUCAUCCUCUCUUUCUCCACCGCCGAUGAUGCCGCCGUCAUGUCUAAGCUCGCCGCCUCCAUCUCUCCCGCCCCAUCAAGCUGGACAGGCACUGAUUUCUGUUCAUGGAAUGGAAUCAACUGUGACAACUCCAAUCCCAAACGUGUCACCGCCAUUAAUCUCGCUUCCAAAUCUCUCACCGGAAACCUCCCUUCCGACCUGAACCAGCUCUCCCAACUCAAAACCCUCGCCCUACAAAGCAACUUCCUCUCCGGCGAUUUACCUACCUUAGCGAAUCUCACUUUCCUCGAAUCAGUGUUCCUUGAUGGCAAUAACUUCACUUCUAUCCCAUCGGAUUUCUUUCUGGGUCUGACGAAUCUACAGAGUUUUAGCAUUUCAGACAACUUAGAUCUGUCUCCAUGGGUUCUUCCCAAUCAUCUCACGGAUAGCAGCAAUCUGCAGACGUUUCAGGCGAGUAACGCGAAGAUAAUGGGAUCCAUCCCGGACAUCUUUGAUAGUUUCCCUAAUUUGCAGAACCUCCGGCUGUCUUACAACAAUCUCACCGGAAACCUACCGAAGACUUUUGGGGGUUCCGAAAUCCAGAAUCUAUGGCUCAACAAUCAAGAAAGUGGACUUUCUGGUACCCUUGAUGUGCUUUCUUCAAUGACACAACUUUCUCAAGUAUGGCUACAAGCUAACGCAUUCACCGGUGCUAUUCCGGAUCUCUCGAAAUGCACUAAUCUGAACGAUUUACAACUCCGGGAUAAUCAGUUCACCGGAAUCGUUCCUCCGUCGCUGAUGUCUCUUCCCCAAUUAUCAAAGAUUUCUCUACGAAACAACAAGUUGCAAGGUCCAUUGCCUGUGUUUGGCUCUAAUGUCACCUCCGAUAUCACUUCCAAUAGCUUCUGUUCACCUAAUCCGGGACCAUGUGAUCCACAAGUAACGGCGCUCCUCGAGGUCGCCGGAGCAGUUGGAUAUCCGAUGUCGUUAGCGGAAUCUUGGCAAGGAAACAACGCCUGCGACAGCUGGAGCUUCGUUAGCUGUGAUUCUUCCGGGAAGAAUGUCACCUCCGUGAGCUUAUCGAGGCAGAAGCUCUCAGGUACGAUUUCACCGGCGUUCGCAAAUUUGACCUCGUUAAGAAGUUUAUCAUUAAACGAUAACAAUCUCGUUGGCAUUAUUCCUUCAAACUUAACAUCCUUGCCGAAUCUUCAACUUCUUGAUCUAUCCAACAACAAUCUCUCCGGUGCUAUACCAUCGUUCCCACAAAACGGAAUAAAGUUUUCACAUGAUGGCAAUCCAUUAUUAGGUCAAGACGUUCCAAUUGGACCUCCGGGCCCACCUGGAUCUACACCGAGCUCCACCGAUCCCGGUAAAAACCCAUCUGGCUCCUCAAAAGGGUCACCCGUCUCCGGUGGUAUGAUCGCCGGAAUCGUCAUCGGCGUUCUUGUUUUUCUCGCAAUCGUGUUCUUUGUUUUCUUCAAGUGUUGUGCGAAGAAGAAACACCAAAAGUUCGGUCGUGUUGAGAACCCAGAAAUCGGUCAAGAACUGAUGAAACCAAGCGUCAUCGGAACCAGUUCAAACGGAUUCAAUGGCGGAUUUAGCGAGUUGCAGAGCCAGAGCUCCGGCGACCAUAGUGAAAUGCAUGUUUUCGAAGGGGGUAAUGUCGUAAUUUCAAUUCAAGUUCUCCGACAAGUCACGAACAAUUUCAGUGAAGAUAACAUACUAGGAAGAGGUGGAUUUGGGGUCGUUUACAAAGGGGAAUUACACGAUGGAACAAAAAUUGCAGUCAAAAGAAUGGAAUCGGGUGUCAUGGGAACAAAAGGGUUAAACGAAUUUCAAGCUGAAAUUGCGGUUCUCACUAAGGUUAGACAUAGACAUUUAGUGGCACUUCUUGGGUAUUGUAUCAAUGGAAAUGAGCGACUUUUGGUGUAUGAGUAUAUGCCACAAGGGACUUUAAGUCAACAUUUGUUUGAAUGGAGUGAACAUAAGACACCUCCACUUAGUUGGAAACAAAGGGUUUCGAUUGCUUUAGAUGUGGGAAGAGGGGUUGAGUAUUUGCAUAGUUUGGCACAACAAAGUUUUAUUCAUAGAGAUUUGAAACCUUCAAAUAUUCUUCUUGGUGAUGAUAUGAGGGCUAAAGUUGCGGAUUUUGGUUUGGUUAAGAAUGCACCGGAUGGGAAGUAUUCGGUUGAGACACGACUUGCGGGGACUUUCGGUUAUCUUGCACCCGAGUAUGCUGCAACCGGAAGAGUGACAACAAAGGUCGAUGUUUUCGCAUUCGGCGUGGUGUUAAUGGAGUUGAUAACGGGCCGAAAAGCCCUAGACGAAACAAUGCCUGACGAGCGGUGUCAUUUGGUGACAUGGUUCCGAAGAGUCCUCAUCUCAAAAGAAAACAUGCUAAAAGCCAUUGACCAAACCCUAGAAACCGAAGACGAAGAAACACUGGAUAGCAUUUCAAAAGUAGCAGAGCUCGCGGGCCACUGUACGGCCCGCGAGCCCUUCCAGAGACCCGACAUGGGUCACGCAGUGAACGUGUUGGGUCCUCUGGUCGAGCAGUGGAAGCCUUCUCGACCAGAGGAAGAGGAUGGCUAUGGAAUCGACCUCCAUAUGAGCCUUCCUCAAGCCCUUCAAAGAUGGCAAGCCGAUGAGGGCACUUCUAGAACAUUUGAUAUGUCUUUUAGUCAAACACAAUCGAGUAUUCCCUCUAAGCCUUCGGGAUUUGCCGACUCAUUUGACUCGAUGGAUUGCCGAUGAAUCCGAUACACAGAUAUAUUUCGUGAUAUUUUUUCAUUUUUUAUGGGUAAGAUUGAAAUUGAAAAGUAUGUUGUUAACUUAUUAUUGUUUACAAUGGUAGUGCUCAAAUGAUGCAUUAGAUAGUUGUACCUUAUGCAGAAGCAUGCACUACGAUUUGUUUGUUGCUUAAAAUGUAUAAUAGACCAUGUCGCUUUUACAUUUCCAUGUUCUUAAUCUUAUCAAAUAUAGUAUGAGAAUUUUAAUGUUAA